UGACAUCACUGGUUCCCGGGAGCGGAGGAGCUAGAGCCAGAGCCCGAGGGAGUCCGGGCUGCUGGGGGCUGCAGACAUGGAGGGCCAGAGCGGCUGUGGCAGAGGGAGGGUGGGGUCCAGGGCUGGUCUGGGACCCCUACCCGGGCCCCCUGGGGUUUUCCAAACUGAGACACCCUCUGAGGUGGAUUCAAGUUUUCAGCUCCCAGCGAAGAAGAGCGCAGCCCUAGUACCCUCCGAACCAAGGCUGGCCCUGGCACCUGUGGGUCCACGCACAGCCAUGUUGUCGUCCUCAGAAGGGCCGAGACUGGCUCUGGCAUCUCCCCGACCUAUCCUGGCUUCACUGUCUACUCCUGGAGGACAGAAAACGGCUCCUGCCUGCUGUAGCUCUGGCCUGGCUCCCACAUCUGUGGGCCAGCUGGUGAUGUCUGCCUCAGCCGGACCAAAGCCUCCCCCAGCAACCUCAGGCUCAGCCCUGGCUCCAACAUCUCUGGGGCAGCUAGUGAUGUCUGCCUCGGCUGGGACGAGGCCUCCUCCAGCCACCCUGGGACCUAGUCUGGCUCCAAAUUCCAGGGACCAGAAAAAGCCGGUACCCCCUGUCUCCUUGAGGCCCAAGCCAGCACUGGCAGCCUCUGGCCUGAGCCUGGCCCUGGCUUCUGAGGAACAGCCCCGACAACCCUCCUCCAACCCUUCCCCUGUGCUCAGUCCAGUUCUGUCGCCCUCUCAAGACCAGAUCCUGGCUCCAUCCCCCAUGACGACAGCCCCAGCCUCUGUGGGAUGGACACCAGCUAGGCAGAGAGACAUCCCAGCCUCUAGGCCUCUCCCUCCUUCCGAAGGGCAUCUCCAGCCUCCGCCUCAGGCAUCUGGUCCUACAAGCUCCUCACCCCCAACCCAAGCCUCCCCAGACCCUCGUUUCUCCCCCUCCUUUCGAGCUCGGCCUGAGGCCUCCCGAAGCAGCCCUGACGAUCCUGUUCUGUCACGGCCACCCCAGACUCUGCCCUUGGAUGGGGGUCAGGGCCUUCCAGAGCCUGGCACCCGUUCUCCUGGACUGCUGUCCCCUACCUUCCGACCAGGGGCCCCCUCGGGCCAGACUGUACCCCCACCUCUGCCCAAGCCACCCCGGUCUCCUAGUCGCUCUCCCAGUCGCUCCCCCAACCGCCCUCCAUGUGUCCCCCCCACCUCUGACAUGGCUGGUGCAGGGCCUGGAACCCAGGGUGUAGGGCCUGGCAGGUGCCUGAGCCCCAACCUUCAGACCCAAGAAGCCCCAACCCCGGUCACCGUCUCCUCUUCUACCUCCACCUCAUCACCCUCCUCUUGGUCAGCUCAGCCUACCUGCAAGAGCGAUCCUGGCUUCCGGAUCACUGUGGUCACGUGGAACGUGGGCACCGCCAUGCCCCCGGACGACGUCACAUCCCUCCUCCACCUGGGCGGUGGCGAUGACAGUGACGGCGCAGACAUGAUCGCCAUAGGGUUGCAGGAAGUGAACUCCAUGAUCAACAAGCGACUCAAGGACGCUCUCUUCACCGACCAGUGGACCGAGCUCUUCAUGGACGCGCUGGGGCCCUUCAACUUUGUGCUGGUGAGCACGGUGAGGAUGCAGGGCGUCAUCCUGCUGCUUUUCGCCAAGUACUACCACCUGCCCUUCCUGCGGGACGUGCAGACCGACUGCACUCGCACCGGCUUGGGUGGCUACUGGGGUAACAAGGGUGGGGUGAGCGUGCGCCUGGCGGUUUUCGGGCACAUGCUCUGCUUCCUGAACUGCCACUUGCCCGCGCAUAUGGACAAGGCAGAGCAGCGCAAGGACAACUUCCAGACCAUUCUUAGCCUCCAGCAAUUCCAGGGACCUGGCGCACAAGGAAUCCUAGAUCACGACCUUGUGUUCUGGUUCGGGGACCUGAAUUUUCGAAUCGAGAGCUACGACCUGCACUUUGUCAAGUUGGCCAUCGAUAAUGACCAGCUCCAGCAGCUCUGGGAGAAGGACCAGCUCAACAUGGCCAAGAACACCUGGCCCAUCCUGAAGGGCUUCCAGGAAGGGCCCCUUAACUUUGCUCCCACCUUCAAGUUUGAUGUGGGUACCAACAAAUAUGAUACCAGUGCCAAGAAGCGGAAACCAGCCUGGACAGACCGAAUCCUGUGGAAGGUCAAGGCUCCGAGUGGAGGUCCUAGCCCCUCAGGACGGGAGAGCCACCGGCUCCAAGUGACCCAGCACAACUACCGCAGCCACAUGGAGUACACAGUCAGCGAUCACAAGCCUGUGGCCGCCAACUUCAUCCUCCAGUUUGCCUUCAGGGACGACAUGCCGCUGGUGCGGCUGGAGGUGGCCGACGAGUGGCUGCGGCCGGAACAGGCCGUGGUGAGGUACCGCAUGGAAACGGUGUUCGCCCGCAGUUCCUGGGACUGGAUCGGCUUGUGCCGGGUGGGUUUCCGCCACUGCAAGGACUACGUGGCUUAUGUCUGGGCCAAACACGAAGAUGUGGAUGGGAGCAUCUACCAGGUGACGUUCAGCGAAGAGUCAUUACCCAAGGGCCACGGUGACUUCAUCCUGGGCUAUUAUAGCCACAACCACGGCAUCCUCAUCGGUGUCACUGAACCCUUCCAGAUCUCGCUGCCUACCUCGGAGUCCACCAGCAGCAGUGCAGACAGCUCGGGGACCAGCUCGGAGGGUGAGGAUGACAGCACUCUGGAGCUGCUCGCACCCAAGUCCCGUAGCCCCAGUCCUGGCAAGUCCAAGAGACACCGGAGCCGCAGCCCGGGCCUGGCCCGUUUCCCCAGUCUUGCCCUACGGCCCUCGUCCCGGGAACGCCGUGGUACCAGCCGUAGCCCUUCACCCCAGAGCCGCCGGCCACCGAGGGUGGCCCCUGAUAAGAGCAGUGGUAGCAGCAGCCGGGGCAGUAGUGAGGAGGGACCCUCUGGGCUGCCUGGCCCCUGGGCCUUCCCACCAGCUAUGCCUCGAAGCCUGGGCCUGCUGCCCGCCUUGCGCCUGGAGACCGUAGACCCUGGUGGUGGUGGCUCCUGGGGAUCCAGUCGGGAGGCCUCGGCCCCUGACAGCCUGUCUCCCAGCCCCCAGGGUCAGCAGAGGCUGGAGGAAGGGGGCCUGGGGCCUUGAGGGCAGCAGCGAUGGGGGCCCUGGUGGCCCCCCCUCCACCUUAAUCUUCCACAGACCCACCUGCCUCUCCUGCUGCUGCUCCAGCUGUGUCUGUCCCUGCCACUCUAUCCUGGCCAGGGGUGGCCAGCUGGGUUUUCCCAAACUUCGUCCUGGCCCUUCAACUGUGACAAUCAGCAAAGCCCUACUUGGGGUCCCCAUGUGGGAUGGUGGGGAGCUCUGGCAGAUGUCCUGAUCCUGGUGGUCCUCCAUUGGGAAUUAAACUCCAGCCUCAC
Molecule: messenger RNA, 3375 nt
Organism: Tupaia belangeri chinensis (Chinese tree shrew)
Lineage: Eukaryota; Metazoa; Chordata; Mammalia; Scandentia; Tupaiidae
Gene: INPP5J
Product: inositol polyphosphate-5-phosphatase J
Exons: 14
Coding region: 77-3103 (1008 amino acids)
Biological process (GO): phosphatidylinositol dephosphorylation; negative regulation of peptidyl-serine phosphorylation
Cellular component (GO): plasma membrane; ruffle; cytoplasm
Molecular function (GO): phosphatidylinositol-4,5-bisphosphate 5-phosphatase activity; phosphatidylinositol-3,4,5-trisphosphate 5-phosphatase activity
Source: RefSeq, a predicted model, not a curated record